This is a messenger RNA of Marasmius oreades (fairy-ring Marasmius), 1282 nucleotides long. RefSeq lists its product as uncharacterized. The record is from RefSeq and is a predicted model, not a curated record. The transcript has 11 exons. Gene Ontology annotation, cellular component: mitochondrion. NCBI's taxonomy places the organism in Eukaryota, Fungi, Basidiomycota, Agaricomycetes, Agaricales, Marasmiaceae. The coding region runs from base 407 to 1282 and encodes 291 amino acids. Gene Ontology annotation, biological process: alternative respiration. Gene Ontology annotation, molecular function: alternative oxidase activity.
CUCAUCUCAAAGAACUUCAAAUCUUCGAUACAUAACUUGACAUGCUCAAGACCUCUAUACUUCGUACAUCGCCCGCAAUAUCGAGCCAGUAUACUUUAGGGUUGGCACGAUCACUGAAACUUGUUGAUGUUAAUGGGGUUUUUCAAUCCCGCCACCACAUCUAUAGUCGGAGGGCGAUUUCCUCUAGCGCCCCGACAAGGAAUGGUCUAUCGGACGAAAAGGCCCAAGCAAGCGCUGUAGGUCCUCAUCUUCAGCAACGGCCCUCAGCUGUCACCACUAGCGAGACCCACCACGCACAUGGAAACGCCGUAGUAACCGGUGAUUGGGUCUUAUUCCAUCCUGUUUACACGCCCGAAGAACUCAAAGCAGUUGAGGUGCUCGAACUGCAGCUCCUAUCACGAAAUAUAUGCUUAGCUUACAUGACUUCUUUAAGGUCCUUCACCGCGACGCGACGUGUUUUUCAGACCGAAUGGCAGUCAACCUCGUAAGAUUGAGCAGAUGGGGUUAUGAUCUCGUUACCGGAUACAAACACAGGACCAUUCCUCCUGGAAAAGAGAUGACCUUAGCUCAACUCCGGAAAGAGGGUUAUCUACUCGACGACAAAGCGUGGUUAAGCCGAAUUCUUUUUCUGGAGUCUAUAGCAGGAGUCCCUGGGAUGGUCGCUGCCACAAUAAGGCAUCUGACAAGUCUCCGACUUAUGCGCCGCGACAAUGGAUGGAUACACACAUGCUUAGAAGAGGCCGAGAAUGAAAGAAUGCAUCUCAUGACUUUUAUGACGUUGCGAAAGCCAUCGAUCUUCUUCCGUGCAAUGAUCCUUGGAGCCCAAGGCGUUUUCUAUAAUUUAUUCUUUCUUUCAUACCUGGUCUCACCCCGGAUCUGUCAUCGUUUCGUGGGCUACUUGGAAGAGGAGGCGGUCGUGACAUAUACAAAAUGCAUCAAGGAUAUCGAAGCCGGACAUGUCCCGGAGUGGUCCGACCUACCUGCCCCGAAAAUUGCUAUCGAUUAUUGGCGUUUACCUGCAGACGCCAAACUUCUAGACGUCAUUUACGCCGUACGCUCUGACGAAACAACCCACCGGUUCGUCAACCAUAGUCUGGCCAAUCUGAAUGGGAAAACCGACGUCAACCCCUUCGCGCUGAGGGAGCCUGACAUGCAUAUGAAAGGAAAGAACAUCGCCUUUGAUAGGGCCGAAUCCGAAGCCUACUUGGAAGAGUCCCAUAAAUUCUUUCAGGAGCAGUAUGAGGCUACUAUGAAGGCUGAGAAGAAGACUGAGGGCCAAUAA